UUACAGAAAAUUAAAAAGGUGCGGAAGAUGACUGAGGUGGAGAGAGUGCAUAAAGCAUUUAAUUCUGUGAAGCCAAAGGACAGUGUGCCUCCUCGUUUUAGGGUGUUGUACAAAUUUGCAUCGACAGUCAUGAAGGAAAGUGGAAACUCAAUACCGGUUCCAUGUGAUUUUGAAAUUUUUGGAAUUGAACGAACGAUUUAUCUACUUGAAGAGAAUGUACUUGCAUUGCUAGAGUUUAGAAUGAUUGGACAGUCUGCUAUAUCAACAUACAUGGCGUAUUUGUAUUCAUUGUUUCGGGAUACGCCGAGUAGAGAUUUGUCAGCGAUGUUUUCUUUUCUUCAUCCGUCCACGUACAAGCUCAAUGAUGAAUUUAAUGAUUAUGUUGUGCAAAGGCUGAAAGACGGAGUUCUUCGCAUGAACUUUUUGCCUUUUAACUACAAUUUGCAUUGGAUAUUGAUUGUGUUUUGGGAGUCAGAAAUUUUCAUCCUUAAUCCAUUGCCUCAUUAUCCACAUCCCCAGGACCUUGAAAAGGCUUUAAUGCGAGCAGUGAGAUCUUUUAAUGCCCAGGAAGGACGGGUAAACAAGAAUCCCAAAGUUAAAAACGUUCUAGGCUGCCCUAAACAACCAGGCGGUACAGAAUGUGGAUAUGUGGUCAUGCGUUAUAUGAAAGAUUUAGUUGCGGACGAGGAGAUGAAGCUGCUAGACAAGUGGGCUUUAAAGAGUCGCAAGACUUAUACAAGGGAGGAGCUUGACGUCGUUCGCUAUGAGACGCUUGAUUAUAUCCAAUCCAUCAUGUAGCUGCUGGUGACCGGUAGUACUUGUCUUGCAAUCUAAAAACAGCUCUAUAUAUUUCGCUUGAAUGUUUUCGGAUAUCGUAGCUAGCUAGCUAGUACAGUUAGAACUUAAAAAUCAUGGAUGAAUUAAUGUCAAGUAGUAGUAGUAGUUGAUGUUUGAUGGUUUAGUAUACUGUUGGGAUAUAUUGGUGUUAUUGAUUUUUGGAUGCUAUGGUGGAUGUUAAUUUGGAUGCUGGUGGAUGUUUGGAUGUGUAGUAGAAGUUGGUUAGGAGAAUGACAAUUGGUAUAUAUAUUUGGAGAUUGUUUGGAUGUUAA
Molecule: messenger RNA, 1109 nt
Organism: Daucus carota subsp. sativus
Lineage: Eukaryota; Viridiplantae; Streptophyta; Magnoliopsida; Apiales; Apiaceae
Exons: 6
Coding region: 28-798 (256 amino acids)
Biological process (GO): proteolysis
Molecular function (GO): cysteine-type peptidase activity
Source: RefSeq, a predicted model, not a curated record